Molecule: messenger RNA, 867 nt
Organism: Manihot esculenta (cassava)
Lineage: Eukaryota; Viridiplantae; Streptophyta; Magnoliopsida; Malpighiales; Euphorbiaceae
Product: ferredoxin, root R-B2
Exons: 2
Coding region: 208-660 (150 amino acids)
Biological process (GO): electron transport chain
Cellular component (GO): plastid
Molecular function (GO): electron transfer activity; 2 iron, 2 sulfur cluster binding
Source: RefSeq, a predicted model, not a curated record
UGUUGGCCCUUAGCGUGGGGGCAUCUUUCUGCGCCAGGCCGCCUCUGCCUUUCAAAAGAUUCCAAAAGCCACCAGAUCUUUCACUCUCUCUAUCGGCUUCCCGACUCUUUUUAGCUAUAAAUUCUGACCCACCUCGUUUUUUACGUUUGCCAAGCUCAUUAGCCUCCCUUUAAUCUCCUCUUUGAUCCUCUCCUACUCAGGGCAAAGAUGGCAACUGCAACUGUUCCCUCUCAAUGCUUGGUCAAAAUUGCAUCCAAAAAUCAGUUUGCUAGCACCAUUAUGAAGAGUCCAUCUUCACUGGGAUCAGUAAGGAACAUUUCCAAGUCUUUUGGCUUGAAAUGCUCCCAAAAUUUUAAAGCAUCAAUGGCAGUGUACAAAAUUAAGCUGGUUGGGCCAGAAGGUGAAGAGCACGAAUUUGAAGCUAGCGAUGAUACGUACAUCCUAGAUGCGGCUGAGAAUGCAGGAGUUGAGCUACCCUACUCUUGCAGGGCUGGAGCUUGCUCUACUUGUGCUGGGAAGAUGGUGUCAGGCUCAGUUGAUCAAUCUGAUGGUUCCUUCCUGGAUGAGAAUCAAAUGGAGGGGGGUUAUCUGCUGACUUGUGUUUCUUACCCAACUUCAGAUUGUGUUAUUCACACGCACAAGGAGGGUGAACUUUGCUGAGUAUUGUUUAUCAUAAUUCAGUAGACUAUGAAGUUUGUGUAAGCCUGUUAAGGAUUCAUAUGAUGGUGAAGGUUCUUUUGGAACUUUGGUACUUUUAGUUCUUUUCUAUAAGUAGUAUUUGGUGAUAUUCAUUCAUCCAGAUUGUACUGGUGAUUCUGUUGUCUAAAAACUUUAAGUUCAUGAAAUGUGACCAUCUUCAAGCUGUCA